CAGUCGUUCUAUGCAGCACUAGCCUACUUAGUGCAUGAAUUUUCGCGUUGAUGCUUUCCACUCUCUUUACAACUUUCUAGCAUGGCAGGUUUCCAUGGCUCUGGCGGGCUGCGGAGGAAUGCAGAUAACUGCUCUAUCGGUGGAUUCUUCGUCUCUCCUACCAAGGAAGCUGUCAUCAACUCUCCCGAACCAACGAAAACUUCCUGGGACCCAUCAUGCCUCGACGCCGACAUGCUCGAUAUACAUCUCUAUGGCCCUUCAGUUUCGAAACCACGGAUAUAUGUCUGGGUAGAAGUGAACAACGCAGAAGGAACAUAUGAAGCGACCCUCAUUCCCCGAUGGUGGAAUUCUUCAAGCACAAUACAGCUCCAGGUCGUCACCGUACCUACGGGGAAUCCCCCUUUUCUGGCUACUCUUUCCGCGGGUCCGUUAUGGAACGCAACGUAUCAAGAACCUGAGUCGGUCGUCGGUUCCGCUUCAAAUUCGACGGCUAUAUCUGCUGAACAGAUAGCUACAGCAGUGGUAGCCGCCGUGGUGUUCAUUGCCUUGUGCAUAGCAGCCUGGUUGAUAUGGAGACGUAAGAUGAGGAUAAAAGAGCGGACGACAUGGACCAAGGCUGCGGAUAGGAGAAUGUCGAUCAUCAGUGUUGAUUGGUCUGGUAUCACUGCUGCUGGUGCAUCUGCCGCGGUUCAAAAUAGCUUGGUUGGAACGGCUGCUAGAGGGAGUCAGGGAAGCCGGCUGAGUUCCAGUUUCUAUGCCGCUCAUGGUACAUCGUUGUCAUGUGGGGAGCCUUUCAUGGUGGCCACAGGCGAUUCGAAGUUAUUGAACGUUGAUGCCCAGGAACCAGAGACAUUAACGCCUGAAAUCAUGAGAGCGAGGGUCAACGAUUGUGUGAACUGGUGGGCUAUAUCUAGGAAAGAUUCGAAUAAUUUACGACGGCCUCCGAUGACAUACGGCCAUAGCAGGGAAUCGUUUAGUGGGAUGUCCAAUGAUAUCGACCAUACUCAGACGAUAGGACCUGAUGAUAUGAUGAGGCCGUAUGCGUAUCGAGGUUAAAGAGCCGCUCUUUGAUCUGGUGAUGGAUAAGAUACUGUUGUGGUGAGAUCCCUUGAUGGGAAUCUCAUAUUGGACAACAUUGCGUCUCACGGGGAACUGGCUGGUAUGGUUUCAGACCGCAAUUACAUGUUUUAGUCUGUACUUCCAUCUUUAUAGUAUUAUACGAAGGAAUAAUUUAUGGACCAUGGUAUCUGCUUUUGAGUCGUAUAACAACCGAUUACUCACGACAUACCGCCUCGUAUACGCUCUUCUGGACUGACUCGUUAUCCUUUUAUGACUUGUUUCUGAUGAAGAUUUGAUAUGGCAUUAUAUAGGAGGUAUUCUUUCUGAUACCUAGAUAUCUAGGCUUGAUCCAAGCAAGG
Messenger RNA from Guyanagaster necrorhizus, 1418 nucleotides. RefSeq lists its product as uncharacterized. Bases 82 to 1056 code for a protein of 324 amino acids. The record is from RefSeq and is a predicted model, not a curated record. NCBI's taxonomy places the organism in Eukaryota, Fungi, Basidiomycota, Agaricomycetes, Agaricales, Physalacriaceae. The transcript has 5 exons.